This is a messenger RNA of Vitis vinifera (wine grape), 697 nucleotides long. RefSeq lists its product as uncharacterized. The record is from RefSeq and is a predicted model, not a curated record. The transcript has 2 exons. NCBI's taxonomy places the organism in Eukaryota, Viridiplantae, Streptophyta, Magnoliopsida, Vitales, Vitaceae. Bases 46 to 591 code for a protein of 181 amino acids.
ACAGUAAGUAUUCCCCUACUUCAUUGAAGCCAUCUCCAACCAUUCAUGAUUCAGCAACUCAUCAUGACCCCAAAAUCAGUAUUCAGUAUAGAAAUAGAAGAAGAAGAAGAAGAAGAAGAAUCCGAUCCCUUCUCUUUCAUGAAUGAGCAAAGGCUUAGAAAGGCGGUCUCCGAUGUCUCGUCCGAAAUAGGCAAGUAUAGGAAGGAGUUGGAAGCCAUUACAAAGAUUGAUGAAGUCAAGCAAGCAGAAUGUGAAUGCUGUGGACUCGUUGAGGAUUGCACCCCGGAUUACAUUGUAGAAGUGAAAGAUUCUUAUUCCGACAAAUGGGUAUGCGGCCUUUGUUCAGAAGCUGUCAAAGAAAGGCUAAUCCAUGGGCCAAGAAUCACCAUGGAAGAAGCUGUGAGCUCCCACAAGGACUUUUGCCAGAAGUUCAAUAAUACUACUAGACUCAACCCUAAGCUCUCAUUAACAUGCACCAUGAGGGAUAUAGUUAAAAAAAAAUCUGAGAAUAGAGAUUCCAAGACAUUGGUCACACCAAAGCUCGGUCGAACCAUUAGCUGUGUCCCCAGGAUCAAUGCCAACAUGAAAUAAGUAGCUUGAUUCUGUCAUUUUAAGUUGUGUUCAUAUCUAUAUCUAUGUAUAUAUUGCCUGAAAAUUAAGUUGGAGCUAUGCUAAUGGUUUGCUUAGGCUGUACUAA